GGGCGAUGCGCAUUGCACCCAAGGCAAUGCAGCAACUCGUUUCCAGUCCGAGAAAUCGCCGGGGGUGUCUACACCAUGAGUGAUCAUCUGGAUGCCAUCGUUGUUCAUACCCCGCAGAGCUAAAGUCGGCUUCUGUGAUGAGUCUAUCCUAUAAAGUUGUAAUGCCCGUUACAGAUCCAGGAAACUGCAAAGGCUUAUUAAACCGAAGAAAUAUUUUGAUCUGGUGUUGAUCCUGGUAUAUACAAAACCCUUCCCGGGAAACUCGUAUUCGCAAUGGCAUCAAAGUUUGCUGGCUGGCUUGCAACCGUUUCGGCGAUACUGGCAAAUACUCUGACCCUUGCCGACGCACAGAGCUCUAAGCCAGUCUUUGCUCAUUUCAUGGUUGGAAUUGUCGAGAACUUUACUGUUCAAGAUUGGGUGAAUGAGAUCCAACAAGCCCAAGCUAUUGGCAUUGAUGGCUUUGCUCUGAACUGCGCCCCUCCUUGGGUUGAUAGUUACACGCCAAAGCAGCUGGAUAACGCAUAUACAGCGGCGCAGCAGCUCAAUUUCAAAAUGUUCAUUUCGUUCGACUUUGCGUAUUGGUCCAACGGCGACACAGGAAACAUCACCAGCUUUGUCGGAAAAUACGCUAACCAUUCAGCUCAGGCUGUGUUCAAUGGAGGCGCUCUCGUGAGCACUUUUGUGGGCGAUUCCUUUAAUUGGAAUGCCGUAAAGAGUGCCUUGGGCAGCCAGAAGCUCACGGUGAUUCCCAAUUUGCAGGACCCUACUGCAAGUGGGAGUGCUAAUUCCCAGUUUGGCGUUGACGGGGCCUUUUCGUGGUAUGCUUGGCCUACAGACGGCGGGAACAGCGUCAUCGACGGGCCAAUGACGACUAUCUGGGACGAGAGGUACAUACAGGGCCUGAAUGGUCGACCCUACAUGGCACCUGUCUCGCCGUGGUUUUCGACUCACUUCAAUACUAAGAAUUGGGUGUUCAUAUGUGAAGAGCAGCCAGUCCGCCGAUGGCAACAGAUUCUCGACAUGAAGCCUGCUCUUGUUGAAAUUAUAACUUGGAAUGACUUUGGCGAAAGCCAUUAUAUCUCCGGCUCCGAGCCCAAUCAUAGCGACGACGGAUCCUCCCAAUGGGCAAACGGGUUCCCUCAUGACGGCUGGCGCGAUAUUUACAAGCCAUACAUUGCUGCGUACAAAGCCGGUGCAUCUUCUCCAACAGUGAGCGCGGACGAAAUUGUCUACUGGUACCGGACGAUCCCGCACGGCACCCAAUGCAGCAGCGACUCGUUGGGCAUUCCUCGAGGAGCAGAGCUGAUGCACGAUCUUGUUUUUGUCAGCACAUUGCUCACGCAGCCCGCACAGCUAACUGUCACAAGUGGAAAUGUGGCACCCAUCACCGUCAAUGCUGACGCCGGGGUCCAUGUCUUCAACUUCACCAUGGGUGUUGGAAAACAGUCAUUCAGUGUCAGCCGCGGUGGCAAACAGAUCCUGGGCGGCCAGAGUGCCAAGGAUAUCACCAACUCGUGCCAGACGUACAACUUCAACGCCUACGUAGGCAAGUUCUAGACCUGCUGGUCUUGGGAUGCUUUUCUAUUAUCAACUACUAGACCUAAGCAGAAUAGGUACAUCAUCUGGAAAGUGUGGCCCGAACGCGCCAACGUGAUCAAUAGUCUUCGUUUCUUUUUGCCUCGUCUCGUUUCUUUUUCUCCUGAUCGCCUUCUCGCCGCGUCAAAUCUCGCCUCGGGCACACCAGAUCCAGCCCCAUGGGCGACCAUCCACUAGUAAGGCUGUCAAAGCGCUGCGGCCCACACGGCUCAUGAUGCUAGCCAACACGGCAGAGAUGGAGCACCCUAGCCGAGGCCGCCAGCAACCAGGGCUCAGGCGUGAAAUGUCUCGCAUGGCAAGAAGGCAAGUCGGAGAGGCUAGCCAGCGCCUGUCUAUCAUCGAUGUAUAGAGUCUGCUGCUAUUGGACGCCACCCCGAACGCAGAGACUACCUCUGAUUGGUGCUUACCCAGACGUCCGGUUUUCGUCCCGUGCUCCAAUGAGCAUGAUUUGCUCUUUUCCUCCUUUGUCUAGUACUGGUAUCAAAUAUUUUGCCUGGCUACUGCGGGCGACGUAUAACUGUCACAUCUCAACAAAUCCAUGUGAGAUAGUUUUAAGACACUUUAAGAUUUUCCU
Trichoderma atroviride IMI 206040 is the source of this 2170-nucleotide messenger RNA. RefSeq lists its product as uncharacterized. Gene Ontology annotation, molecular function: glucan endo-1,3-alpha-glucosidase activity. NCBI's taxonomy places the organism in Eukaryota, Fungi, Ascomycota, Sordariomycetes, Hypocreales, Hypocreaceae. The record is from RefSeq and is a predicted model, not a curated record.